AUGGUCGCCAAAUUUAACAUUUGUUGUAUUUCUCCCUUUCAGUUCGUAAUCGUCCUUUCCCUGGCUGUGGCCGCUUCCGCCGGCAUCGUCCCUUACGCUAAGGUGGCGUACGCCGAGCCCGAGGCGCCAGCACACUACGAGUUCAACUACUCCGUGCACGACGACCACAGCGGAGACGUGAAGCAGCAGCAGGAGUCUCGCGCCGGAGACGCCGUGCAGGGCUCGUACUCGCUCGUGCAGCCCGACGGUGUCCGCCGCAUCGUGCACUACACCGCCGACCACGAGCACGGCUUCAACGCUCAGGUCUCCUACGAGGGCACCCCCGUCCACCAGGUUUCCGCUAAGAUCGCCUACGCCGCUCCCAUCGCCAAGGUUGCCUACGCUGCUCCCAUCGCCAAGGUCGCCUACGCCGCUCCCGUCGCCAAGGUGUCCUACGCUCCUGCCGCCGUGUCCUACUCUCACGCCCCAGUCUCCUACGAGGGCACCCCCGUCCACCAGGCUCCCGCUAAGAUCGCCUACGCCGCUCCCAUCGCCAAGGUCGCCUACGCUGCCCCCAUCGCCAAGGUCGCCUACGCUGCUCCCGUCGCCAAGGUGUCCUACGCUCCUGCCGCCGUGUCCUACUCUCACGCUCCAGUUGCCUACUCCGCUCCCGUCGCUAAGGUCGCCUACGCCGCCCCCGUAGCCCACGUGUCCUACGCGUCCCCCGCUAUCUCCUACCACCAUUAGAUCAACUCUUGUUAAUUAGUUAAGAAAUCUGUUGAUUAUUAUGUAAUCAGUGGUUGCUAUUAAAUUAUUGAACUGAAA
Trichoplusia ni (cabbage looper) is the source of this 804-nucleotide messenger RNA. Its product is annotated as cuticle protein-like. Gene Ontology annotation, cellular component: extracellular matrix. Bases 1 to 726 code for a protein of 241 amino acids. Lineage: Eukaryota; Metazoa; Arthropoda; Insecta; Lepidoptera; Noctuidae. The transcript is spliced from 3 exons. The record is from RefSeq and is a predicted model, not a curated record.